Babesia bovis T2Bo is the source of this 2058-nucleotide messenger RNA. RefSeq names its product Zinc finger C3HC4 type (RING finger) family protein. Gene Ontology annotation, molecular function: metal ion binding; ubiquitin protein ligase activity. The transcript is spliced from 2 exons. The record is from RefSeq and is a predicted model, not a curated record. NCBI's taxonomy places the organism in Eukaryota, Apicomplexa, Aconoidasida, Piroplasmida, Babesiidae. Gene Ontology annotation, cellular component: HULC complex; nucleus. Bases 76 to 2043 code for a protein of 655 amino acids.
AUUAGUAUGUAUCUGUAUCGCAUAAUGUAAUCUGGUUACCUGUUUGUUGAUGUUAUCAUUUGGGUGUGUAUUCCUAUGACGAAGAAACGUGCACAUGAUGUAUUGGCGGAGGUUUUUGUGGAUUUACCGUGUCAGGACGACUCUCGUGCAUCUGAGAGUUUUGUCAAGUUACGUGACUGUCUAGUUGGAUACCGUUCUGAGGUUGAACGACUUGAAUCUCGCAAUGCCUACCUCGUUCGAGAGAAUGAGUGUUUGCGUGACUUGUGUUCUUCCAUCGGUACUUUAUGGGAUGUCUUAAACGAUGAGUUCGGUCGACUGGUUGAUGGUACCAAGGUAGCAUCUGAUAGGAGUGUAGUUACCGAGGACACGUUUUUAGACUCAUUACAUCGUAAUCGCUUACCUUUUUCGGUUAUUCGCAGUAAACAAUCUGCUAAGACCCUGCCUUUUGACAUUGCAUCUUCUGUAAGUGACACAUCAUCGGAAGGGAAUACUAUUCCCGGUGAUGUCGAGUUGGAAUCGUCGUUGUCUACCCACUUGGAAGCAUUCAAUCGCCGCAAGGACGAGUUAGUAAAACGCGUCCAGCAAUGCUGCCUCUUAGGUUCACAUACUACUAACGGUAGCUCAGAUGAGCAGCUGUCGAUUGAGCGUGGUUAUCGUCGCAUUUUGGAGUUGGCAGUUGGUCGUUUGUAUGACCUUCUAGAUCAAUCUCGUGCUGAAUUAUCCAUACAGCGUAUGGAGAAUGGCAAGCUUGAGGUAGAGAUAUCUCGUUUAACAAAGGUGAACUCUACGUUACGUCAUUCAUUGGAUGAGGCCAAGUCUGAAAUUACUCAGCUGACACGAGCUAGUACGAAGGAGGUGACAUCUCCAACCACUGCCGCAGCAAGUUCGUCAGCAUCCAUGGAAGUGCGCCCACCUCAAGCUGAUAAAAUCCGUUCUGUUGAUGACAUAACUGAAGCCAUGAUAGUUGGCUCGACGUUAUAUUCUCGUUUAUAUCACGUAUGCGUAGCUCAGGACGGCGAGAUAAACCGCCUUGAAAAGGAGAACUGUAAGCUUCGAUCGACUUAUCAGCGUAUGAGCUUAGAUAAGGACCAGCGCUUAUUUGAGUAUAUUCAGCGUUACGAAUCAACUCACAACUCGUUGAUUGAACACGUCAGUACUGUAGAUCGCCGUUUAGAUGAAUACAAGGGUGAAUUACAGUAUCAGCGUGAGUUGCAGCGUAGAUUGGAAGCUCAGGUUUCUAGUUUACAAUCUGAACGUGAUGCCUUGAUGUCAAAAAUAGAAUCCAAGGAUCGCUUAUACAGUGACCAUUUAAAUCGCAUGUCUAAAAUUAUAGGCACAUCAAAUUCCGAUUCGGGUGUAGCUGACUACCAGGAACAGUUACAGAACUUGAGCGUAGAGCUUGAGGAGAUAAGUCUGGCUUAUGAGGAGAAGGUCACUGAGAAUGAGCGUCUUCAACGCCAGUUGAAGGAGCUUAAUAUGUAUCGUGACAAGUGUGCCAAUACCGAUUUCGAGAUACGUGCUAUGGAGGAAAAGUUAUCUCGUGCAAGGUCAUUUUGUGAUCGCAGGAUAGAGGGUGCUUAUGAUUUUCAUAAGGCUCUCACUAACCGUUUGACGGCCUACCGCAACACAUGGUUAUCAUCUUACCGUCGUAGUCUGUUGUUCGAGAAGAAGCGUGACAUUGCAUCUUCUGCUUUGUGUGAGUCUCAGGCUCGGUUACGACGGUGUCAGCGUGACCUUAAGGAAUGCCAAUCCCGUUUAUCAUAUUUGCUACCUAGUGGUGGCGAUAAUAACACGAACCAGCUUCCUGAAGGACUUGAUGUUAAGGGUGACAUUUGCAGUGUCAUUCGUGAGAAUGAGGUUUUACGUCGUCGUAUGAUUUGCACGUUGUGUUCGGAACACUUCCGUGACCGUUGUUUGACUCAGUGCGGUCACGUGUUUUGUGAGGCUUGCAUUAACAGCAGCAUUAAGAGCCGUAAUCGCAAGUGUCCCGCUUGUAAGGUUGUGUUUGACCGCAACGACGUUAAGCGUUUAUACUUUGACUAACUAUAUAUAGUAUGU